Molecule: messenger RNA, 711 nt
Organism: Thermochaetoides thermophila DSM 1495
Lineage: Eukaryota; Fungi; Ascomycota; Sordariomycetes; Sordariales; Chaetomiaceae
Exons: 4
Coding region: 1-711 (236 amino acids)
Molecular function (GO): chitin binding
Source: RefSeq, a predicted model, not a curated record
AUGGUUGCUCCUUCAUUCACCAAGACUCUAUUUCUCUUGGCCUUUGGCCUCACCUACACAACAGCAGCUGUAGCGAAUCCUUCAGUAUCAAGCAAUGCGGCAGUUCUGGAUGAUGAAGAUCCUGUUCCAGAAGACUUGAUAGUCAGCACCGAUGGGAGCUGUGGAGGAGGGAUAACAUGUCUGGGGUCACGCUUCGGAGACUGUUGUUCUGAGUACGGUUACUGCGGACGGACCUAUGCCUAUUGCGGACCAGGCUGCCAGUCUGCUUUUGGUUUCUGCGAUCCGGACGUAGAACAACCAUCCAGCACCAUAGAAACGGUUUUCACGACGGUUACUGCUACGGUGACAUCUAUCAUCGAAGUUACUCGCACUUCUGUGAUCUCUCAGGAUGCCACUCUUACCAGUACCGUGACGGUAACAGCAGGGGCUACGGCAACCACUACAGCAGUGAUAACCAGUACUGUUACGACAACUGUUACCGCCACCGUUCCUGCUGUUACCGCCACUGCUGUGCGAAGGGCCGAUGUUAUUUGUGCGGACCACAACUACGACAGCAACAAGGACAACGGGAUCUCCUACGACAGUAACCUCAACCCAGGGCCCACGCCCGACCCUGACGAUACCAGGAACGCCCCGCGAUUCUACAAUCUCAAUCCUCUGAUUGAUUGUGACAAGCUGUUGGUCGGAUACUAUGUCUGCGUUGGGAAGUGA